This is a messenger RNA of Spodoptera litura, 1985 nucleotides long. RefSeq lists its product as uncharacterized. The record is from RefSeq and is a predicted model, not a curated record. Lineage: Eukaryota; Metazoa; Arthropoda; Insecta; Lepidoptera; Noctuidae.
UCAUUCAUAAGCACAGUACACGCCACUCUAAAUAAAUAGAUCACCAACCUUUUUACGUUUUUGUUUAACGACUAGUAAAUUAAUUCGAAAAUGAAAACCUGUGCAGCCUGCAAUGUGCAGUUUCAUGAUGGCGUUCAAUGCGGUAGUUGCAAGAAACACCUGGACUUUGGGUGUGCAAACAUUUCUGAAUCUGGGUGGAGGAAAUUGGGUUCUGCUAGAAUGGCCCAAUGGAAAUGUCCCAUGUGCAGAAGCUCAUCGCCAGCUGUAUCCACCCCUGAACCUACAUCUCUGGAUACCAUACUCGGUGAGAUACGUGAUAUGAAACGCCAGUUGCUUAACUUACCAGCACUGGUAGACGACAUCCGAGCCAUAAGGGAUGAGUUGGCGGGACUCAAAAUAUCCUGUGAACGCACUGGUGGGAGACUGGAUGAAUUUGAAACAAGACUCACGGAAGUGGAAGAAAAGGUUUCAAAAUUCGAUAAUCUCCAUGAAACAGUAAACCGUUUGCAAACGGAUUUGUCGAGCACCAAGUUUCUACAGUCAAGCAACGAACAACGUUCCAGAUUGAACAACGUUGAGAUUAAGGGGGUUCCAGUAAAGAAGGAUGAAAAUCUAUUUUCUAUCUUCGAAGCAAUAGGAGAAAGGAUUAACUACAACUGUCCAAAAUCCCAGGUGAAUUACAUCUCAAGAGUUCCGAUAUUUAAUUCAAACGAAAAGUUAAUUAUUAUAAGCUUUUUAAAUCGAUACGUGAAAGAGGAUUUUGUUGCGGCGGCGCGUGCCAAUAAGGAUCUAUCCACUUCGGAUAUUGGCUUUCAAGGUUCAUCUCAGCGUGUGUAUGUCAAUGAUCACCUUAGCAUUGAAUACAAGAAACUCCUAAGUAAGGUUAAAUCAACUGCCAAGGACAAACAGUAUGAGUAUGUAUGGGUGAAGCAUAGUAAAAUACACGUACUUAAAAAUAAAUACUCUAAAGUAAUUAUUAUAAGGAAGGACUCGGAUUUAAACAAACUUAUCUAAUAUGCUUCUUAAAUUUAACCUUUCUAUUUUGUUAUUAUACGUCGCUUCAAUUUUCUCAAUUUACUAAUAACGUAUUCACCAUACUAAAAAGUUACAAACUGUUUAAAACCUCUGCCGCACUGGUACCUAUACACUCGAAUCCUCGUAAUGAUUUAUGUUCAACUACCUGUGAUCGGUAUCGCGCUGUUUACUUUAAAGCUGCACGGCACCACUAUCUGUUUUAUUCUUUCGCACUUGCAUGCACCGCGCGCUGUUGCUUGCCUUUUUGCACAAAUAUUAAUUAUUUUAUAACAUCGACCAACUAUUGCCCUCACACAAAUUUUACUAACUUUAUUAAGAACUACCUUCAUAACACAUAUUAUGUAUUUAUAUUAUACCUUAAAUUGCAAUAUUUUUUAAUGGAACAAUCUAUUUUAAUAGAUUAUGCGAAUUUAUAUGCUAUUAAUGAUAAUAAAUUCAAUGGCUCCUAAAUUAAAUAUUUAUUAUCAAAACGUUCGCGGCCUUAGAACGAAAAGUGAUACAUUCUAUCGUCAAAUGUCACUCAACUCCUAUGAUGUUAUUGUUCUUACAGAGACGUGGUUAUUGGAUGGAAUCUUAAAUUCUGAAUUCUUUGACGAACGAUACAUUGUGUGGCGCCGGGAUCGGGACUAUGUUACUACCGGGCAGUCCCGUGGAGGGGGUGUACUUAUCGCCACACGCAGAGAGCUUUCGGUUGUGUGCCAACCUACGUUCUAUUCUACGGCAGAGGAUCUAUGGUUGAGCAUACGUCUGAGGGAAUCGAAUACGCGAAAAUACACGAAUCUACAUAUUUGCGUUGUCUAUUUGUGUCAACAAAACUUGGGCCUUUCUUUUUCAUUACAACUUUUAAACUACCUUACAAAAUUAAAUCAAAUAGUCAUGAGUGGCCCCUCGGAUGUUGUUAAAUAAAUAAAUAAAAAUAAAUAAAUAAACAUCAUUAAUUAUAAUAAAAA